Messenger RNA from Prunus mume (Japanese apricot), 2192 nucleotides. RefSeq lists its product as uncharacterized. Gene Ontology annotation, biological process: UDP biosynthetic process. The record is from RefSeq and is a predicted model, not a curated record. NCBI's taxonomy places the organism in Eukaryota, Viridiplantae, Streptophyta, Magnoliopsida, Rosales, Rosaceae. Gene Ontology annotation, molecular function: UMP kinase activity. Gene Ontology annotation, cellular component: cytoplasm.
UCAUUACUUAACGGGACCGUCACAAAGCCGUCACGGCCCAUCCCACACCCAUUCACGGCACACCCGUUCCGUUAAACAACCUCGUCCUCUCUCUCUCUCUCACUCCGCCCCAACGUUCCAACCCGCCUUCUCUAACGUCGUCGUUCCGCCAAACCCCGCUAACCCUAACGUCCUUCCCUCUAAUGGCUUCCUGUGACGACGACUUCUCCAUCCUCGGUGACGAGUCAAACACUACCCACCACAGCCACCUCCCCCACGCGCCCGCCUCCCACCAGCUCCACCAGCCAUACGCGCCUCCUCACCGCUUCGCUACGCGAACGACCCCGGUCCACGCGCCACCUGCGCAGCCCAUACUCAGCGAUAAGGUCAACGCCGGAGAAGACCAGGCCGAGGCCGGAGACGACUACGACGAUGCAUCCGCAGCCGCGUUCUGCUCGAAUCCGUUCGAGAGCGGGACCGAUCAGAAUGACGUCGUUGCUGGCGCCAGCGAGAAGAGGAAGGGCCACUCAGAUGAGCUCAGCGAUGGCGGCGGAGGAGGAUCAGGAUCAGCUCCGUACAGUUACAAGAGAUCGAAACCCUCCUCGGCGGCUGCGAUCGGGGAGUACAGGAAGGACCGAGAGGAGUGGAGCGACUCGGCGAUCUCGUGCCUUCUCGACGCGUACACGGACAAGUUCACUCAGCUGAAUCGGGGAAAUCUGAGGGGCAGAGAUUGGGAGGAGGUGGCGGCGAUUGUGAGCGAGAGGUGCGAUAGGCAGAGGGAGAGCGUAGAUCAGUGCAAGAACAAAGUCGACAACUUGAAGAAGAGGUACAAGCUUGAGAGGCAGAGGAUGAACAACGGUGGCGUUUCGGCGAGUCACUGGCCUUGGUUCAAGAAGAUGGAGAAUAUCGUCGGCAAUUCAUUGCCUGGAAAGGCCGUCUCCGACGAGGAUAAAGGCGUUUCUUCUCCCGGUACCACGCCGCGGCAAUCGAAGAGCAGAAAUGCAAUGGCCAUAAUAAGUCCUGUAAGUCAGAUGAACAAGGUCAAAUCAGCUCUGAGUAUCAAAUGGCGGAGAGUGGUCUUCAAAAUCAGUGGUGCUGCUCUUGCUGGCGCUGCUCCAAACAAUGUUGACUCAAAGUUGGCAAUGCUGAUUGCAAGAGAAGUUGCAUUGGCUUGUCACAAUGGGGUGGAGGUGGCCAUUGUUGUUGGAGGUCGCAACUUUUUUUGUGGAGAUGCAUGGGUGACUGCAACAGGGUUAGAUAGAAGUACUGCAUACCAGAUUGGAAUGAUGGCCACUGUAAUGAAUUCUGUAUUGCUCCAGUCAGCACUGGAGAAGAUGGGAGUCCAGACUCGUGUUCAAACUGCAUUUUCGAUGCAGGAGGUUGCUGAACCAUACAGUAGGCAGCGGGCCAUCCGCCAUCUUGAAAAAGGCAGAGUUGUAAUUUUUGCUGGAAUUGGCGCUGGCACUGGAAAUCCUCUCUUUUCCACUGACACAGCAGCAGCACUUCGAGCUUUGGAGAUUCAAGCAGAGGCAGUACUCAAGGGUACCAAUGUAGAUGGUGUCUAUGACUGCAACUCUCAAGACAAUAAUUUUACAUUCGAGCACAUUUCUUUUAGGGAUGUGGUCACCAGAGGGGCCACCUCAAUGGACUCGAUGGCACUGACCUUCUGUGAAGAAAACAGGAUUCCCGUUGUGGUCUUUAAUCUUUUAGAGCCUGGAAAUAUUUCGAAAGCACUAUGCGGAGAACAAGUUGGUACCCUGAUAGAUCAAGCUGGAAGGAUUAGCUAAUAUUUAUGAAACUCUUAGCUGUUGUAUUACUAGGUCUGGCAACCUCAAGUAGCUGUCAAGUUAUCUUCAACAGACCCCUUAUGGAGAUGUUGGUGGGUUCUACAGCUGCUGGCUACUCGUUGAGACUUGGCUGCAAAUCCUAUAAUUUGCCACCUGAUACCUUAAGGUAGAGUAAAGAUUCUAACUUUUAUGACGCUAGUGGUUGGUGAUUCAUAGAAUUAACUAUAUUUUUUAAGUUCUGCAUCCUAAGGUGGUGCCGGUGUCGUUCGUAUCGUCUUGUAAAUGGUAUCUACUUGGAGAAAGAUUGUUAAUGUAGAUGACAACAACAAUUUAACUGUUCAGUUUGUAUUGAUAGAGGUGUGAAUAGCAAAGUAUGGUUCAAAGUCAUGACAUUUCUAUGUGGAAAUAUUUAUCUUUUAGAUGCAA